GCAUCCUGGUCACGUGACUUAAAUUUUUUAUUUCACUUUGUUGAUAUUUUUCUCAUAAAAAUGAUGUGAUUUAACCUUUGUUUAUAAGUUUCUGAUGUCGAAAGAAACAUUUAAUAAAAUUGCACUGAAUAAUCUUUUAUUUAAAAGUGGUGUUAUAUAGAAAUGACGAUUGAUCGAGGUAAAACUUGACAAUUCUAUGUUGCGUUGAGCCGACGGGAGUACAAAAACAAAGAUGGCGGGGAGAAAUAUCAAGCCAAAUACGGGUGGAUUCGAUUCCCCGGAUAAAGUGAAUUCAAACACUUUGAAGAGGCACCCCAAGAUGGACUUGUCCAGGAAUGAUCUGUUACAGUUGCUUAGUUACCUGGAAGGAGAACUUCAAGCUAGAGAUGUUGUCAUAGCAACUCUAAAGGCAGAAAAGGCUAAACAGCUGUUAUAUCAAGCCAAGUAUGGGAGAUUUGGACUCGGGGAUCCAUUCUCCGCGAUGCAACGGGAUUCUGAUAAUAUGAAAGACAACACUUUUGAUGAGUCGGCGAUCAAGUCGAUGUACGAUAAUCAGUUGGCACAGCUUGAGAACCUGAUUGCGACACAGAGGAAGGCACAGAUGAAGAUGAGGGAACAAAUGAUUAUAGGGGAGAAAAGAUACCAUAAGGUUCAUAGUGAAUUAGAAGAUGAGAAACGUAAACAUGCUCAAGACACAGCUCAGGGCGACGAUGUUACCUACAUGCUGGAAAAGGAGAGGGAGAGAUUAACGAAAGAGAUUGACUUUGAAAAAGCUAAUCAGAAGAAAAUGGAAAAAGACAUGAAGAAGACGUUGGCGAGUUUAGAAGAUGAAAGAGCCAGCUCGGCAAAACAUAAACAGGUUGCACUCAUGCUUAUUAAAGAACGUAAAAAACUUGUGGAGAAAUUAAUGCAGGAAAAAUUCCGUGCGGAGCAGGCGGAGAGAAUUCUACAGGAGGAGAGGAGUAAAUCAAUGAACAUGGCGGAAGGCCUUGUGCAGGAAAGUAAAAAGUCGUUAAAAAUGGAGGCAACAAUGGAACGUCAGUUGAGCGAGUUUGAUUUAGAACGAGAACAAUUAAAAAAUAAGUUACAUCGAGAAGAGAAUCGCAACAAAGAUCUUUCAAGUCAGAUUGAUUCAUUGACAUGGCAGUUGGAAAAUUUACAAAAACAGCUACCUGGAAAGUAUCAGCCGAAAGAAUUGGUGCAUAGUGUUGAAAUAAAAUCAACUGUUUCUUCUCCACAAACUAGGUUAUCUAGUGAGAGAACCUGGCCGGCCUCAAACCAGCCUGUUAUGACUGUCUCUGGGAAAGGCGGGACCGGUAUUGUAGAGAGAGAAGCCGGUCUUUCACCGAGAACUAGUUCAUCUGAAUUAAGUGUUCGUAAACGUGAUAAUAUUAGGUAUGCAAGUCCCCCUGCAAUGUCUUUAGACAGGGGACAUAUCCAUUACACUGAUAAUAUAGAACAGCGUGUUGCUCCAGUAGGAGCUGUUGCAGAAAGUAAACUAUUAUUAGAUUCUCACGGAAGCCAGAAGUUGAAUGUUGGCGGACCGAAUGUUGUAAGCAGUGGGGGGAGGAUUACCGUUCAGACGGGUAGUCUCGUAACUGGUUCAGGCCAGUUGUCUCCAAGAAGAGGAACAAGUGUAGGGCGUGGGACUCCGCCUCCAAUACCGCCAAAUAAACCUGUGUUACCUACAACCACUACCGCAACCAAACCUGUAAUGUCCCAUAAAACUGCUACCUUAAUUUCAAAAGAUGGAAGAGCGCCUGGUUCAAAACCUGUUCAUAUACCAGUUAGUGUUGUUCAUACCUCGACUGUUACAGCCUCACCUGGCAGUCGAACACCAAAGCGUGAAGGAUCGCCGUCAACGCUUCGUAAACCUGCGCAGUUUUCUGAUGAUCCCAAUCCUGUGGAUGACCCCAUUCCUUACAUUGCACCUGGUGCCAGUCAUACCCCACCCACUUCUGAUUCAUUUGAUUUUCUUGGUCAAGAGAUGGCCGACCUUCAGCAACUUUUAGUUUCCAUGGUAACAGUUCCUUCAAAUUCGCCUGGAGUGAGCAGUGAAAUUCAGUCAUCAGCUGCACCAUCAUUGUCAACAUCAACAUCAUCAGCAACAACUUCUGUGUCCUUUGUUGAAGGGACACAGUUGACAUCAUCUCUAACAUCACAAUUUACACCAUUGGUGACAUCACAAGUCAUGUCAUCAUCUAUAUUUCAAGAAUCUUCCAUUUCAUCACAAGGAAUUUCUUCAACAUCACCAAUUUCAUCAUCGUUGGCCUCACAAGGAACUUCAUUGACAGCAUCUAUGACAUUUCAAAGGACAUCUAUAGGUUCUCCUGUGACUUCAGAAGUAAGUCCUGUAACAUCACAAAAGAUACUAAAUUCAUCAAUGACAUCAUCACAGAACAAACCUGUUUCACAAACAUCAAAAUUGCCAGUAAGAUUAUCAACAGUAUCAGUGACAUCUGCUUCAUCAUCAGCUGUAGCAUCGUUACCACAAGCAACAGGAAUACCUGUUGGAGAUGUAAAUUUUGGAAGGCGAUCAUUAGAUACUGAACAUCUAUCUGAUAUAAAAGCAUCGUUAUCAUCUGCUGAUGCUGGAAGACGAUCUUUGGAUAGCGCGAAGUUUAGUGACGUUAUGACAGCUUCUACUGUAUCUACAAAAAUCCCAGUUGUAAAAGAUACACCGUCUUCUCCAAUACACAGAUAUGCUGCCACAGGGAAUGUUGAUGCUUUACGUAAACUCAUUGUGGAUUUGGAAGCAGAUGUUAAUUUACCUAUGAAGGACGGAACAACACCAGCUCAUUGUGCUGCCGAGAAUGGACAAGAAGAAUGUUUGUCUCUGUUGAUCAAGCGUGGUUGCCAUGUGAACAGUUUGAGGGAUGACCAACAAACACCUGUACACUGUGCCGCUGCACAAGGUCAUAUUGGUUGUUUACGUUUGUUACUGACAAAUGGAGGAAACCCAAACCUUGCUGAUCAUUCAGGUUGGAGCCCACUACACUGGGCGGCUUCAAACGGACAUCUUGAAUGUUGCAGACGUCUGCUGUCACAUGGUGCAAAAAGGUUAUGCUGUACAAAUACAUUUUGGACACCAUUUCACCUGGCUGUACAUUCUAGUUUUCCUCAUAUACUCGAACUUUUACUGACCUUUGAGGUAGAGAAGUUUGAAAUUCUUGCCGAGGUCAAACAGUCCUUGUUCAACAUUGUGGAUAAAGAUGGAGGCUCCCUGGGUCAUCUUGCUGCCAGUAAAGAAUCUCAUGAAUGCCUAACUGUGAUACUUACACAUUGUGAUAUUGAUACAGAUCGGAGGGACAAGUGGGGCAGGACUAUAUUAGAUGUUAGUUCUCCCAGCUGUAGGUCCAUUCUCUUGCCAUAUGUAAACAAAGGAAGGUUAAAGAAUGUUCGAGUUGAACUGCGAUGUACUGGACCGCUGUACGCCCAACAAGAACCUUUUGUAGUCGGAAAUAUCAACAUUUUACCAAAAAUGAUGUGGAAUGAUGUGGAUUUAAUUCUUGCCAACUGUGUAGAAACCUACCUCGAUCAAAUUGAUCAUGGACUUAGAACAAAGAAAAUCAGCCGCCUUGACCCAGAAAAUAAUGGGGAUGACAAUAAUUUUACUCUAGAACUGAAUGCAGAUAGUAUAUGUGGAUAUACUCUAGGAUCUCUAACAUGGAAUAGAGAGGGUCCAUUCCCAAAUGUAUCUUUACAGCAGGUGGUUGGAGUUCUGGAAAACCCAUCUAUUCUCGUUAACUUGAAAGGUUCAUCAAAUGACCUUGACUCUCUGGCCUUUGACCUUCUACUUCCUGUAUCUGCUAUAAACAACUACACUAGACUGCUGGAUCAGUAUAAAUGUGUUGUUUUCUAUGGUCCAGAAGGGACAAGGAAAAAACAGCUUGUAAAAAGACUUGCCAGGCACAUUGCUGACAAGGAGUUUGUCCAGGGAGUAGAAGCCAGGUCCUCACAAGUUUAUCUUCACAGAGAUUUCAAACACAGGGAUUUCCUUCAUCUUCUCAGCUCAGAAGGUUGUAUACUACCAGUAGGUAUAAACAGUGCUAGGGCAUGUAUAUUGACAUUGUUUCAUCUGGAGAAGGUACAUUUAGCAGAGAUGCUGGGUAGUCUGUUAGAACAUAUAGAACAUAGAGGAUCUCAACAUACCUUUACUGUUCGUGGUGCUGGAGAUGCUAGGGAUCUUUACUACUUCCCACAGAAUUUCUAUCUCAUUGCCACGAUGGAUAAACCAAGAUCCACUGGCCUUGACCUUGGAUUGCAGCAAAGAUUUCGCUGGGUUCAUUUUCGUGUGAAAGUGGAACCAAUAAAAAAUUUACUAGGACGUCACUUGCUGCGUCGUCUGCUACACACUUACAGUGGAGAGCUGCCGUCUGCUGAUGAUAGUGUUUUCAAGGUAGUUGAAUGGUUACUGUGUGUCUGGCAGAGAUUAAAUGAUGGUGUGAGUAAACUAGGGCUUCCUGAUGUUGUCUUUGGUCCAGAUAUGUUUAUGCCAUGCCCCAUUGAAUCACGGGAUGCAAAAAAUGUGCUAGAUUGGAUGCAGAAAUUAUGGAAUGAGACGAUAUCUCCUGCAGUAAAGACCGCCGUACUGAAGGGAACAGGAAAAGACAGUACAAAGGAAGGACAACAGAAAGUGGCUAAUACAGCUCUGUAUGUUCUCAUGCAGAGAGCAAUAGUACCUGGAUGUCCGCUGAAUGGUCAAGAAAAAGAUGAAUAUUUAUCAACAUUUUGUGGCAGCAAUGAGUUGGACGUGUCUCUUAAAUCAGAGAAGCAGAGUCCUGCAUCAUCAUCUGUCAGUCAGAGGCGGUCCUUACAUAAUGGUAACCAUAGAAACAACCUAGAGGUCAACCAGUCAAGGUCAAAACAUAGAAAUUCUACAGAUGGGAAUUUUCAGUUUACAAACGCAACUUUGAUCAACAACAACAACAACACAUACAAACGACGCAGCCUUUCAGAAGAUUCCCUCAUGCGUACACAUCAGAUAGAAAUUCCCGUCAUUCAUGAUUCAAGAGAUCAACAACAGAAUGACAUUCAAGCCAAAGUGCCAAAAUUGGAGAUACGUUCUCCGAUCCUAGGAUUAACCAUCCCAUUACACAGUACUUUACCAACAGCAGGUCGAACCAGUCCACUUAGUUCAUUGUCCACAACUUCCGGUAAUCAUGGUGCUAGUCAUAGAAGAUCAACUUUUUCUUCCCACAGUCGUAUUCCACAACCGUCAUCUAAACGGUCAAAAUCGUCAGAAAAUUUAAGUGCAUCAAACUUACAAGGAAAUGGCCAGUUCCGACCCACUAGUCCAUUUUCAUUUUCACUUGCUACGCCAACACCUUCAUUGUUUUCAUUCAAAUUUUAUGAUGACAAAAGUUCUAAAAAGGUGCAGAAAUUUGACUGUUAAUGUGUGUAAAUGUUUUUAGCUGAUAGUGAUGUUACAGUAACUAUUUUCUGAGCUUGUUACAUUUCCUGAGCUUGUUACAUUUCCUGAAUUGUUUUUGAUACAGAUAAGAUAUAUUUCGAGUUGAUAAGUAACAUAAGCUCUUACGAGCUUCUACAACCAACUAUGUUUUGGGAAUUGAGAUAAGAACUGUCAGAAUUUACAUUCGCUCAUGCAUAUAUUUUCAGCAAGCUUGCCAUCGCUUAGAUGGCUAGAAAAAAUUUUGAGAGGUGUGUGAUUUUAUAGUUACCAGGCAAAGCAGCAAGUGCUAAAUCUUGAGUUACAUAUUCCCAACCUCAAAACUGCAGCAAGCCAGUGUACAUAUUUUCAAAGGCAUUUUUUUGUGAGAUAUGGAGGGUUUUUCACUUAUAUCAGGAAAUAGUGCAGCUUCAUUAAGAUACAUUUUAAUGUUUGUCAGAUGUGUCAAGAAUUGGCAGAUUUUGUCUUGCCAUAUUUCACCCUAUCAUGAUUGCACCGGAAACAAUAGUUUACCUCAUGUAUUGUUACAUGUGAUAAGUAAGUCAGCCAUUUGUCAUUGUUGUUACAUUAUCAUUAUUGUCAUAGCAAACGUUUGUUAAUUUAUUGUUGAUGGCAUCAUUUUUAGCUCCACUACUCGAAGGAAUAGCUAUUUCUCUCGCCCUUUUGUUGACAUCAGUGUCAGCAUGUUCAACCAGAUUGGUUUUUAUUGGUCAGGUGGUAUCCCAGUAACCACCAGUGGGAAUGGAUUAAAACCUCACAUGAAUAUACUUUGAUGAUAUGUCGUGCAUUUGCUCAUGUCCCACAACUCUAUUUUUAGUUUAUUUUACAAAGUUAUACCUCUUUUUUAACUUGGCAAGGAAAAUUUUCUAAUGUUUUUGUUUACAAGCUGGGCAUCGUUAAAAGGUCAUCAUGAGCAAGAAAUUUUCCAUAACCCCUACUUCCCUUUAAAAUAUAUUUCUUGUUCCUUUUCUAUUUGUUUAUGUUAUGUUAUUCUAUCAUUUUUUUUUGUGAGAAGGCUGUGUAACAGUGGAGUAGUGAUGUCCUCUGACAGCUCUUGUUAUAGAGAUACAGAAAACUACGAUGAAAUUUUGCUGGUUUUGUUUUUACAUAUCACAGGUCUUGUUCCAGCUAUAGAUGGUUUUCUACUUAAAUAAAUCUGUUCUUUGUAGAGGGUUAUUUCUCGUGUUUGGAAAAUAGGUCAGAAUUCUGUAAGACACUUCAUUUAAUUUUAACAUAUAUUUAUCAUUGUAAUCUGGAAACAUACAGUUUUCUCUCGGAGAUAGUUUGUAUGUGUAGAUAUAUAGGGCUUUCAUUAUUUUACCCAUUUAGUAAAAUCGUUUUUAAUUGUUUUUAUUUACUUCUCUUUGUUUACAAGCAUGGCUUCCGUUUAUCAAAAUCGUAGAAGCUGAAAGCUAGAGCCUAAGUAAUAUAGAUAGAAGCUUUCGGCAUAUUGUUACUGGUAAACACUCAUUUUACCCAGACUACUAAUAAAUAGCAAAAAGACCUGUUGAUAUCUUGUCAAAAUUUGAAAUCAGUUAUCAAGUACUAUUGAAUUAAAAAGAGAAGAAAGACCUAUUGAUGUCAAAAUUUGAAAUACCCAGUCAAAGUAAGACUGUUCUAUUUUAAGCAAUCGUGAAGUAAUAAUAAAUUUCAGUAAUGCUUUUGAUGGACAGACAGUUGAAUUUCUGAAUUGACUUGGUUUGAUUAAGUUGUUUCUGUAUAGUGAAUGAUGUUUACCAUAAUUGUAAUGCUGCCAAUAUUUGUGUUCUAUACUGUGUAUAUGGAGUAGUAUAUGGGCAUGAUUAUUGUAUACCCCCAACAACAAAGUUGUAAGGGGGGUAUACUGGUUUCAGGUUGUCUGUCUGUCUGUCUGUCCGUAGACACAAUCUUGUGCACACCAUCUCUCCUCAUCCCCUUGACACAAUUUAAUGAAACUUCACACAAAUGAUCAGUAACAACAGUAGUUGUGCAGGGGCAUGUUAGGUUUUCCAGAAAAAAAUUGCAGAGUUACAGGACUUUGGUUUUUGUUACUAUACUAUAUACAUAGACACAAUCUUGUGCGCACCAUCUCUCCUCAUCCCCUUGACACAGUUUAAUGAAACUUCACACAAGUGAUCAGUAACAACAGUAGUUGUGCAUGGGGCAUGUUAGGUUCUUUCAACAACAAAAAUUGCAGAGUUAUGGGACUUUGUUUCUUGUUAACAUACUAUGUACAUACAGUCUGCAUAUGCAAUCUUGUGCGCACCUAAUCUUCUGAACCCUUGCACACAAUUUAAUGAAACUUCACACAAGUGAUCAGUAUCAACCCUAAUUGUGCAUGGUGCAUGUUAUGGGACUUUGUUUUUUGUUACUAUACUGUAUACAUACAGUCUAUAUACAUACAGUCCACAUAAUUAUGCAAUCUUGUGGGGGGGGGGGGGGGGGGGGUUCAUUCAUCACCUUUAGUGAUAGCUCUAGUUAUGUCUCCCAACACACAGUGGUGUGGGAGACAUAUUGAUUUACUCCAGUCUGUCUGUCUGUCUGUCACAGAUCAUGUCUGCACUCAAAAGUCGAACAUUUCUCAUCCGAUCUUCCCCAAACUUGAACAAAAUGUGAUUACCAAUAAGUCCUCGGCCAAGUUCAACUAGCCAAAUCGUCCCAGGCACUUAAAAAUUAUGGCCCUUGAAUUACUGAUCGGAACCACUCACCCAGACCUCCCAAAAUUACUGAUCGGAACCACUCACCCAAACCUCCCAGACUACUUUGAAUCACCAUAGGAACCACUCACCCAAACCACUUUGAAUCACUAAAUGAUUAUUGAGUUGUGGGAGACAUGCGCUUUUCUCAAAAGCGGCUCUAGUUGUUAGUUUGUUUUUCUAAACUUUAUGACCUAGUAUUUAGAAGUAUUAGAUAAACACGAUGUACUUCAGUGCAAAUGAAGGACAGACAGUUUAAAACUGCACUUGUACUGUCCUAAUUUGUGUGUUGAUCCCUUUAAAUACCUUGUUCAAGAAAUUAUAUAAUUUAUUCAAUAUUGAACUUGUUUGAGAUCUGUGAUCUGAGCAUUUGAUUUAUGAACACCAUAUACAGUUUAUGAAUAAAAUUGCUAUUACAAAAGCCAAACAAAUAGAAUCAUAACUUGAAAAAUGCAUGUUUAGUUUCAGGCAGUACAAAAUGUAUUUAUUUUACAUGUUAGAUUUUGAUUUAAAGUUUGUUUUAGCAAAGGUCUGUUAGCACCAUUUUCAAUUGUUAUUAAAAUAUUUGUAUAUCAAGUCAAACAAAAUGUCUAAAAAAAGAAGAAUGUAGUUUAUCAAAGAAUUAUUUUUUAUUUCAAUAUGGGCAAGUGUAAACUUGUAAAGUUCUAUGAAAAAAGAGAAAAAGUGAUCCUUUCUUCCCAGCCUAUAUAAGGGUAAGAUCAGUUUUUUUGUCCUGAAUCAUAGUUUAAUGGUCCUGAAUCAUAGUUUAAUGGUUCUGAAUCAUAGUUUAAUGGUUCUGAAUCAUAGUUUAAUAGUCCUGAAUCAUAGUUUAAUGGUCCUGAAUCAUAGUUUAGCUAUUCUCCCAACUUAUUUUAAUGGCACUUGUCACAUGUAAGGGAGUUUGUUGAAAACCUUACAUUUAUUUGUAAUAAUACUUUUUUAUUUACUCUUGAAGAGUAUUUUAUGAUAGUGAUUCAGUGAUGUUUUUAUGAUUGUGAACAAAUGUGACUGAUAAAAGAUCUGAUCAUUUUUACAGAGUUGUGACAUUUAUACAGAAAACUAAAAUCUUAUAUGUUUUUAUGAUAUGUUUUUAACAAUAUAUUUACCAGGAAAAUUUGUAUGACAUUUUUAUAACAAAUACAAGAAAUUUGAAAUUGCCCAGUGGCAAUGUGCACUAUGAGAGUGGUCUCCAUACUCAGUUACAAUACCUUGAAGCUGCAGUUACCCUGCUAUCUCUGCAGUCAGGUUGUGUUUUCUUGCUGAAUUUGAAAUGAACUCUAAUCAAUUUAAUUUAAAUGUAAAUUAAAACUUCAUAGAAUAUUCCAGAAUGGGAUUCUGUUGUGACUUGUAUCUGUUUUACCCAUAUUUGUCUUAGACAAGGGCCAUGUAUAGACUCCACAUUAUACUGAUGGAAAUAUAUGGUAACCUUAGUCCACAUUUGUGCACUUUACAAUAUUGCACAUUCGGGUACUUUACACGAUUGCACAUCUGGGUACUUUACACAAUUGCACAUUUAUGUACUUUAGUGUACAUUUGUGUAUGUUACAUUUUGCAUUUAUGCAAGAUUAUAUUGUAAAACUUUUCAGUAGUUUCAUAUCAGUUUUUUUGUUCCUUGUAAACUGAAUAAUGCAUGGGCAAGGGAGAUAAAUCCAGUAGUCUUAAAGAUUUGUAGUGUGCUGUUUGACAGCUGGUAGAGGCCCUUAUCCCAUAUUCAUAGAUAUUUUCAGUCUCGGCUGAGUUUGAAAAUGAAAUUUUGACAGCAAAAUUUUACUAGAACUUCAUGAUUAGAUUCCAGUUGAGACUGAACAUCAGUUGAAAAUAAACAUUAAAUUAACAUUUAAUGUUAAAUUUGCAGUUUAGAUGUAAAUGACAAUGAAAAGUUAUAUUAUUAAACUCAGCUGAGACUGAAAAUAAUUUGGGAGCAUGAGGCCAGCUCAUAAAACAUGUAUACCAUGUCUUAACAUUGCAGCAGCAUAGAUCUCUGGUUAUACACUUCCUCUGUCUUUGUCUUUAUAAAUGUUUUAGCAAGGGAGAUAAAUCCAGCAGUCAUAAAGGUUUGUAGUAUGCUGGUAGAGGGCUGGUCAUAAAAUAGUUUGAGUUUGUCUUAACAUAGCAGUUGUGUAUAUAUCUUUAAAUGGGCCAUCAGCUGACAGGAGGGAUUUUACCACAUAAGAAUAUUUAAUUAGCUGUUAGAAGAAAUGAAGAAAAAUUGUAUAUGUUGAUAGGAAAUGUAUUUAUUUAUUGUCAGAAAAAUGUCAUUUAAUGUCUUCUUACAAGAAUGUUCUUAUUAAUGAGCUGUGUUGGCAUGGUAAUGUUGAGUCCCUUUAAAAACAAUAUUAUUUUGGAAAAGGCAUGGAUAUGUUUUUCAUGAAACUUUUUGUAAAAUUAACUAAUUUUCAGCCCAUUGUCAAUUUUUAGACGAAAAACUGUUAAAAGUUUAGUUCAUAGAUUUACAUAUUACAAGUACUUUGUUUUUUCUGAUUAAUUAGAAUGUAAAGUAAAAUAUAAAUGCAAAAACAUGUUUUUUUUCUGCUGUUGAAGGAAGAUAUUUAAUUUUAGACCUUAUUUCUUAGGACUACGCUGUUUUACCUGCGUGACAACAUAUAUUAUAAAGUGUAAGUUUGUAAUAUUACAUUUGUUUGUUUCCUUAGAGAGAUCUGAUCAUUUUUAUUUAACAAAAAUUAGCAUAAAAUGCACCUUUUUCUUUAGUGUAUUCUGUUCAGUUCAAACUUACUGUUACUUACAAAGUUAUUUUACUUCUAAACUGAACUUUUUCUACCAGGAAUUAAGGCUUCAGACUCUUACUAAUUUGAUUGAUAAUGGCGUCCCUAUUACAGAUGUUUUUGUGUAGUACAAUAUUUCAAGAAAUUUGAAAACAAAAUUUCAUAUGAGGUUGGCUUGACUGUAUUUUUGACUGUGCAUGAUAUAAAAAUAUCUGUUUCCUGAAUUUACUGUAAAUGAAAUUUAAAAAAAAUGAACUGAAACAUUAAACAUGAAAUAAAGUAUGCAGACUGUUGGUGAUACCUUACUGUUCAUGAAUACUUUAGUAUAAUUUCUUGCAUUAAUGGCAUGUUAUUAAAUAUAGAAAUUUCUGACUGUUGAACUAGGUUAGACUGUUUUAUCAUUAAUGUUAGUUACUCUAGUUCUCUGGGCUCCAAAAUUAUAAACAGAAUUGUUUGGAGACCAGUCACAGAAAACUACUUUGCCUUUGGUCAGUUUGAAAAUUUUAAUUAGAUUUGAGACUGGUCUCCUGAUUUAGAUUUGAGACUGGUCCCCUGAUUUAGAUUUGAGACUGGUCUAUUGAUUUAGAUUUGAGACUGGUUUCCUAAUUAAGAUUUGAGACUGGUCUCCUGAUUCAGAUUUGAGACUGGUCUACUAAUUUAGAUUUGAGACUUGUCUCUUGAUUUAGAUUUGAGACUGGUUUACUGAUUAAGAUUUGAGACUGGACUCCUGAUUUAGAUUUGAGACUGGUCUCCUGAUUUAGAGCCAGCCUCCUGAUUUAGAUUUGGGACUGGUCCCCUGAUUUAGAUUUGAGACUGAUCUACUGAUUUAGAUUUGAGACUGGUCUCCUGAUUUAGAUUUGAGACUGGUCUCCUGAUUUAGGCUUUAUUUAUUUGUUACACUGUUCUUAUUUAUUGCAUCGUGUUGUGACAUAUUUAAAGGGGCAUGGUCCAGAUGUGCAACCAGAUAUCAAAAACCUUAAAAUAAGUAAGAGAGUUUUUAAAAGAAUCAAAGAUCAAUUUUUUCUCUGUUGAUACAUUUCUAUCAAACAUGCAAUAUCUCAUCACAUGAGACUUUUUCUGAUAGAGUUUCACACUUUUUGAUGUUCUCACAAUGGUACAUACGUGAAAAUCAAAUUUAGUAUGAUAUAAAUUACAAAUAAAUUCCUUCUUUUUUAUGCUAAGAUAAUAUUGUGUUAUUUUAAUGACCUUUCUGCAUAUUUUACUGUUAAAAUGAGUAUUUUCAAAGAAAUACUUGUAUGCACUAGAUUUCAUACCAGAUCACUCGGUUUUCACUUUUAAUUUAUGAAAAAUUUAGUCUGAAUCUGGACAAUUGUCCCUUUAAAAUUACAUCAAGUUUAGAAGUUGUAAUAUCAGGCUAGUUAUUGUGUUUAAACACAGUCAUGUUGUUUAUGCAUUUUAUGUGUAAUUCUGAUUCAGGUUGUGCGCUUUUUGAUUGUUAUGUUGUUAAUGAUGAUAGUCAUGCAAUAAAUAUUUGGUGACAAAAA
This is a messenger RNA of Mercenaria mercenaria, 12313 nucleotides long. RefSeq names its product cortactin-binding protein 2-like. The record is from RefSeq and is a predicted model, not a curated record. Bases 233 to 5395 code for a protein of 1720 amino acids. The transcript has 24 exons. Gene Ontology annotation, molecular function: protein binding. Lineage: Eukaryota; Metazoa; Mollusca; Bivalvia; Venerida; Veneridae.